Messenger RNA from Microthlaspi erraticum, 969 nucleotides. The record is from the annotation of a GenBank genome assembly. Lineage: Eukaryota; Viridiplantae; Streptophyta; Magnoliopsida; Brassicales; Brassicaceae.
AUGGAAUCAUCAACCGUAACGGAGACGACCUUUCUGCACCACGACGAGAACGAGACAGAGUCAACAGAGUUCCAGAAGAAUCAGAAACGUUACCAAAACCUCAUCGACACGUUUCCUCACGAGAAAGGCUGGUUCUUCCGAAAUCGUCUUGAAGGUUGCCUUUACGCGCAAGAGUUCUUCCAAGCGCGACCCAUUGACUUCUUCAUCUGUAGGGUCAAAGCUCUUAGUUUCGCCAUAGCCAAUCGAUCUCACUUUGACAAAUCCACAAACCUUCUACUUAAACAUAACCCUCAUGACCUUGUUCCUUUCAUUGGAGAAGAUUCUGCUCUUUUCCGUCAUAAGGAUGUUCAAACUGACAAAGGGAACACUCUGUUUUCGUCUCAUCUCCCACACAAUCUAUUACCCGAGUCGAUUUCAAAAUCGGGCUGUAAGAUAGUUUACAUCUGGAGAGACCCAAAGGACACUUUCAUAUCCUUGUGGAAUUUCAUUCAAAAGCAAAUGAUAGACUAUGGCCCUAUCAAUAGUCUUGAAGAGUCUUUUGAUAUGUUCUGUCGAGGACUUUCUGCUUAUGGUCCUUGUCUAGAUCAUGUUUUGUCGUAUUGGAAAGCUUAUCAAGAUAAUCCAGCUCAAAUGUUGUUUCUCAAGUAUGAGACGAUGAGAGCUGAUCCUUUGCCGUAUGUGAAAAGAUUGGCUGAGUUUAUGGGUUAUGGAUUCACAGCUGAGGAAGAGAAGGAAGGGGUUGUUGAGAAAGUUGUGAAUCUUUGCAGUUUUGAGACGUUGAAGAAUCUUGAACACAACAAAGUGGAGAAAGCAAUAGAGGAACGUGCUGGUCUUUUUAAUAGUGCGUUUUUCAGGAAGGGAAAGGUCGGGGAUUGGCAGAACUACCUGACUCCGGAGAUGGCCACUAGAAUCGAUGGAUUGAUGGAAGAGAAAUUCAAGGGCACCGGGUUGCUAGAAAAUGGUAAGUAA